Molecule: messenger RNA, 2508 nt
Organism: Nakaseomyces glabratus
Lineage: Eukaryota; Fungi; Ascomycota; Saccharomycetes; Saccharomycetales; Saccharomycetaceae
Gene: SYF1
Product: mRNA splicing protein SYF1
Biological process (GO): mRNA splicing, via spliceosome; generation of catalytic spliceosome for first transesterification step
Cellular component (GO): Prp19 complex; post-mRNA release spliceosomal complex; U2-type catalytic step 2 spliceosome
Molecular function (GO): protein binding
Source: RefSeq, a predicted model, not a curated record
AUGGCAGACAUAGAUCAAUACAUACUGGACGACAGUGAUAUCGCAUUUGAGUAUGAGUUACAGAAAUCGCCAAGCGUGGAAGUGUGGCAACGUUAUAUAGCACAUUGGGAGGCACAAGUUUGCGAGGAUGGUGUGCGGUCUGCAAGGCAUAUUUUGUGGUUAUACGAGCGUAUGGUGACCCAGUUUCCAACGUUGACCGUUUGGGAACAGUAUAUCGGUUGGUUUAGGCGGCAGUACAAGCUGGAUCAGUACCUAGAUACUUUUAAACUAUAUGAGCGAUGUAUAAACUCAGUGAAGGGCCCCUUGGGUGUGUUUGCAGUUGAGGUGAUGCUUUUCUGCAUAAGCACGUUCGAUCUUGAUAUUAUUAUGAAAGGCUUGCAGCUGGUACUACACAGGUGUAAUAAGGACGAAGUAGAGCGUAUUUGGAAUAUAGUACUGGGAUUUGCCCUUGAGCAUGUUUUGCCCUCAGAAGAAGGCCCUAAUAAUAUCGAUUUUUCAGCUUUUAAUGAUAGAAAUUACGAAGAUUUACGAUUAGACAUCUAUAAAUUAUUAUUUCUAGGCGGUGACCAGACAGAAAUUGAAGACGAUGAGGAGGAUGAAGAUGUAGAUAAGUGGACAGCCAGCCUAUUACGAUAUUACUUGCAGGUAGCGAACGAAGAUAAAUAUGAUGAAACUCUAAGGCUGCUGAUCAGAACAAAAGAUAUCAAGAUAAUAAAAGAAUGUUUUGACCUGUAUAUAUUCAACGACAAAACCGGUAAGAAUAACAGAGAAUCCAAGAAAGAAUAUGAUUUUGAUCUGUACAUUUAUUACCUUGAUACCCUUGACAAAUUACGUCUCGAUAAGGAUUAUAAAAGUGUUUUUGAUAAUUUAUUAGAAAAAUAUCCACAGCACCGAGUCUUACUGACAUUGAAAUUGGCUGACUUCCAUAUGAAAAGAGCUGACUUCGAUAAAAUGGAGAAGGUUUUGACAAAAGCACUAUCAGAGACGGUGAAAACUAAUGAAUUCAUCGCUAUUUAUACCUAUCAUGUAAACUUUGAACAAGCCUAUGUGGAGACUAUCUUUGAUGAAAUGAGAGAUGACCCUGAAAUUCAAGUACAAAAGAAAUGGAAAUCAGAAAUGGAUGAUCACUUGAUUAUUCUUGGUGACCUGACCAGCAGGUACCACUUGUUGGUCAAUGAUCUGAAGAUCCGUCAAAAUCCAAACAGUGUUAGUAACUGGCUUGAGCGAACCACGUUAUUUGAAGAUUUUGAUAAAAAAUGUGAAGUCUUUGUGGAAGCAAUAAAGACAAUUGAUCCCAUCAAGGUUAAAGACAAAGAGUACGGUAUGCUCGGUAAGCUAUGGUGCGAUUAUGCAAAGGUUUAUUGGAGUAAUAAAAGUUAUGAAGAAGCAAGAACUAUUUAUGAAAGCGCUACCAAAGUUCCAUUUCCAGACUUACAAGACCUAGAGAUAGUCUGGCAUACUUGGGCAGUUAAUGAGUUCCAGAUACACAAUAUAGAGAGGGCACUAAAGAUACUAAGAAAAGCUCUUACAGUCCCCCCAUCCUACGAAAGUAUAAUUGAUCGGUUUAAAUCAGAAAAUAGAAGGUUACCAUCACAGACAAUACUGUUCACUUCAAAGAGGUUAUGGAAUUACUACAUUGAUCUUUUGGAAUCGAUUCCUACCAUCGAUGCAAAUGAUGUAAUCCGUGCAUAUGAUACAUUAAUGACUUUAAAACUUAUCACUCCAGUAGGCAUUCUCAACUAUGCGACAUUUCUCAAGCAAAAUAACAAUUUACACGGUUCCCUUCAAGUCUAUGAGAAGGGAAUCAACAUGUUUCCUCCUGAAAUAUGCUACGAGCUGUGGACGUUGCUGCUUGACGAAGUCAUGGAACCAGCACAUCAGGCUACUAAGGAACGUAUAAGAGAGCUAUUUGAGCAAUGUUUACAACAACUAGGCAACACUGACAUUAAUAUCAAUAGCAUAUAUGUCAAAUAUAGUGAUUUUGAGAUUCACAAUAAGCUAUUCUCAAGAGCUAUUGAUCUACUGAUGAGCGGUGCCAGACGGCCGUACACCAACAAAGAGCAAUUGAAACAAAGAGUUGACUUGUGGGAAUCAGCUAUCUCCAAGUGCGAGGAAUUCCUUGGCCCUGAUAGCUUACGUCAAUUAUUAUCUGAAUGUAUACAAGAACUACCAAAUUCCAAGGCUAUCACAUAUGUAUUGAAAUUUACCAAACUAGAAAUGAGUCUAAGCGACUACACUAGAGCAAGGGAAUUAUUGCAGUAUGGAGCGCAACUUCUUCCGCCAAUAAAAAAUGAAGAACUUUGGGGUCUUUGGGAGCAAUUUGAGUUAGAGCACGGUGACAAGAGUUAUUACAAGGAAAUGCUACUGUUGAAACAAAAGCUUGAAAAGGAAAUGAAGGUCGACACAGAAGAGGUCAGUAAAGGACAAGGUAAUGUCCAAUUUGUUGCAUCCUCUGUUAAAAAUCAAGAGGCUAAGACUAAUCCAGAUGAAAUUGAAAUCGAUAUAUAA